ACCUCCCCAUCCUCCGAAAACCCAGGGAGAGAGAGACGGUGGGGUGGAGUCCGGAAACAUGGCCCAGAUCUAACAUCCCUGCAGAAACACAGGCUUCUAACUCCUUUAUUUACAUCACUACAAGCUGCGGAUAUUAUUCCUGAUAUUACAUAUUUUCUAUCUGGAUUGAAUCUACACAUUUAACCGAAGAUGUCUCGGGGAGUGAUCCAGCCCAGCCAGCAGAAACUGGCCGAAAAGCUGACCAUCCUGAACGACCGAGGCGUCGGGAUGCUCACCCGGGUUUACAAUAUCAAAAAGCAAGGACAAGUUUGGAAGGCGUGUGGCGACCCCAAAGCCAAGCCCUCCUACCUGGUGGAUAAGAACCUGGAGUCUGCCGUCAAAUUCAUCGUCAGGAAGUUCCCCGCCGUGGAGACGCGCAACAAUAACCAACAGUUGGCUCAGCUGCAGAAAGAGAAAUCGGAGAUCUUGAAGAACCUCGCUCUCUACUACUUCACCUUCGUAGACGUCAUGGAGUUCAAGGACCAUGUGUGUGAGCUGCUGAACACCAUCGACGCCUGCCAGGUGUUCUUCGACAUCACGGUGAACUUUGACCUCACUAAGAACUACCUGGAUCUGGUGGUGACCUACACGACUCUGAUGACCAUCCUGUCGCGAAUCGAAGAGAGAAAAGCCAUCAUCGGACUCUACAACUACGCUCACGAGAUGACGCACGGAGCCAGUGAUCGGGAAUACCCCAGGCUGGGUCAGAUGAUCGUGGACUACGAGAAUCCUCUGAAGAAGCUGAUGGAGGAGUUUGUUCCUCACGGGAAGUCUCUGUCGGAUGCGCUGAUCAGUCUUCAGAUGGUUUACCCUCGCAGGAACCUGUCAGCUGAUCAGUGGAGGAACGCCCAGCUGUUGUCUCUGAUCUCUGCUCCGUCAACCAUGCUCAACCCCGCCCAGUCAGACACUAUGCCGUGUGAAUAUCUGUCUCUGGACGCUAUGGAGAAGUGGAUCGUUUUCGGCUUCAUCCUCUGCCACUCGGUGCUGAACACCGACGCCACGGCUCUUUCUCUGUGGAAGCUGGCUCUGCAGAGCUCCACCUGCCUCUGCCUCUUCAGAGACGAGGUAUUCCACAUCCACAAGGCUGCAGAGGACCUGUUCGUCAACAUCAGAGGGUACAACAAACGCAUCAAUGACAUCAGAGAGUGCAAGGAGCAGGCUCUGUCUCAUGCAGGCUCAAUGCACCGAGAGAGGCGUAAAUUCCUCCGAUCGGCGCUGAAGGAACUCGCCACUGUGUUAGCCGACCAGCCAGGACUGCUGGGCCCUAAGGCGUUGUUCGUGUUCAUGGCGUUGUCGUUCGCUCGAGACGAGAUCAUCUGGCUUCUGCGACACGCCGACAACAUCCAGAAGAAAAGCACAGACGACUUCAUCGACAAACACAUAGCAGAGCUGAUCUUCUACAUGGAGGAGCUCCGAGCUCACGUCAGGAAGUACGGCCCGGUGAUGCAGAGAUACUACGUCCAGUAUCUGUCUGGCUUCGAUGCCGUGGUGCUGAACGAACUGGUGCAGAACCUGUCUGUGUGUCCAGAGGACGAGUCCAUCAUCAUGUCUUCAUUCGUCAACACGAUGACUUCCCUCAGCGUCAAACAAGUGGAGGAUGGAGAGGUGUUUGACUUCAGAGGCAUGAGGCUGGACUGGUUCAGACUGCAGGCGUACACCAGUGUGUCUAAAGCCAGUCUGGGCAUCUCUGAUCACAAAGAGCUGGGGAAGAUGAUGAACACCAUCAUCUUCCACACCAAGAUGGUGGACUCUCUGGUGGAGAUGCUGGUGGAGACAUCAGACCUGUCCAUCUUCUGUUUCUACAGCCGAGCGUUUGAGAAGAUGUUCCAGCAGUGUUUGGAGCUUCCCUCUCAGAGCCGACACUCCAUCUGCUUCCCUCUCCUCUGCACACACUUCAUGUCCUGCACACACGAGCUGUGCCCCGAGGAGCGUCACCACAUCGGCGACCGCAGCCUCUCGCUGUGCAACAUGUUUCUGGACGAGAUGGCCAAGCAGGCGAGAAACCUGAUCACUGACAUCUGUACUGAGCAAUGCACACUGAGUGACCAGCUGCUUCCCAAACAUUGUGCUAAGACCAUCAGCCAGGCGGUGAAUAAAAAGAGUAAGAAGGCGACGGGAAAGAAAGGAGAACCGGAGAGAGAGAAACCGGGCGUGGAGAGCAUGAGGAAGAACCGUCUCCUCGUCACCAAUCUGGACAAACUGCACACGGCUUUAUCUGAGCUCUGCUUCUCCAUCAACUACGUUCCUAACCUGGCCGUCUGGGAGCACACCUUCACCCCCCGAGAGUACCUGACCUCUCACCUGGAGAUCCGCUUCACCAA
Messenger RNA from Trematomus bernacchii (emerald rockcod), 2360 nucleotides. It is a transcript of the gene nckap1, whose product is annotated as NCK-associated protein 1. NCBI's taxonomy places the organism in Eukaryota, Metazoa, Chordata, Actinopteri, Perciformes, Nototheniidae. The record is from RefSeq and is a predicted model, not a curated record. Gene Ontology annotation, cellular component: SCAR complex. Gene Ontology annotation, biological process: cortical actin cytoskeleton organization; cell migration; cell morphogenesis.